AACAUCAAUAAUUUGAUUACAAUUCCAACAAAGAAUGGCAAAAUGCAAAAGCAAAACACCAGCCAUUUCGUACCAACCAUUAUGUUAGCGAAUACUAUGUCACUGGUUCCUAAGCUGAGUGAAGUUGAAGAACUUAUCUUAAGGGAAAAAAUUCAGGUCUGCUGCAUUACAGAAACCUGGCUGAAAGACCACAUCAGCGACACAGUUGUAAACAUUGAAGGAUAUAACAUCACACGGAAUGACCGAUCAUCUCACGAGCAUGGAGGAGUCUGUGUAUAUGUCAAGGAGGACGUCAAAUAUGAAAUUCCCGAGAAGUUACGUUGCUGUAACGACCAUGAAAUAAUCUGGCUCAAAUUAGAUCCAUCACGCUCUCCCCGCGGUUUUUCUUGCAUCUUGCUGGCCGUCGUUUACUAUCCAGGCCGUAACAGUCCAGCAGAAUCCGACAGUCAGAAUUUGCUCAACCAUCUAUUUGACAGUUUGAAAUCAGCCGAAUCUUUGUAUCCAAAUUGUGGAAUUAUUGUCACUGGCGAUUUUAACCGUCUUGAUAUUUGCCAUUUGCGGAACCAUUUUAAAUUAAAGCAGCUUGUUAAAUUCCCCACAAGAGGCCAGGCCACGCUUGAUCUAAUACUAACAAACAUGGGCAAUCACUUCUCAACGCCCGAGAGCUUUCCCCCCUUUGGUCUGUCAGACCAUAGCACAGUCAUCGUAAAGCCGAAGGAAAGGAUACUGAACCAACAUACCAGGAAAAAGAUCAAUAUCAGGGAUAUGAGAGAAAGCAAGAAGACAAGUCUCGGCCGCUAUCUCAGCAAUGUCGACUGGUCAUGCAUCAAUAUGCAAAGCUCCUGUGAGGGAAAACUCCGCAAUUUCAACGAACUGAUAACAAACGGCAUAAAUAACAUCAUGCCAGAAAGGUCGAUUAAAGUUUACCCGAAGGACGCCCCUUGGAUGACAAUAAAACUCAAGGAGUUGAUUCGUUUGCGUCAAAAUGCAUUUCAUUCCAACAAGAAGGGUCCAGUUUUCAGAUUCUACCGCAAUGCUGUCAAUAGAGAAAGGAAACUAUGCAAAGCAGCCUACUAUUCUUCAAAAGUGCAAGAUCUCAAAGGUGUGAAUCCCCGUCAGUGGUGGAAAGAGAUAAAUAAACUGAGUGGAUCCAAAAAACAAAACCCCAAUUUACUGUCCUCUCUCGAUGUACAGCAAUUCACCAACAUGUCCCCCCAAGAAAUCGCCAGUGCAAUAAAUGAAGCUCUUCUAGAACCGCUCCAGUCUUAUCAGCCUAUCAACUGUGAGAACACGUCUGUUCUCCUUCCCACAGGAGAAGGCGCCGAAUUGCCUAAAAUAUCAACACAUCGAGUGUACAUU
Molecule: messenger RNA, 1359 nt
Organism: Pocillopora meandrina
Lineage: Eukaryota; Metazoa; Cnidaria; Anthozoa; Scleractinia; Pocilloporidae
Source: the annotation of a GenBank genome assembly